Molecule: messenger RNA, 10254 nt
Organism: Xiphophorus couchianus (Monterrey platyfish)
Lineage: Eukaryota; Metazoa; Chordata; Actinopteri; Cyprinodontiformes; Poeciliidae
Product: neuronal acetylcholine receptor subunit alpha-2-like
Exons: 6
Coding region: 343-2277 (644 amino acids)
Biological process (GO): monoatomic ion transmembrane transport
Cellular component (GO): postsynaptic membrane
Molecular function (GO): acetylcholine-gated monoatomic cation-selective channel activity; transmembrane signaling receptor activity
Source: RefSeq, a predicted model, not a curated record
GGAGGAGAAGGAUGAGCUACACUUGGAUGAAGGACUCCAGAAGAAUGAGGAGAGACUUUUCAGAGUUAGCUUCAGAGAGGCUACUUUCCAUGACUCUGGUCAUUUGAUCAGCUGUAAAUAUAUAUAUAAAAAACAACAAGCAGCUGCAGCGAUGGACAGAUGGAGCCCUGAGGAUAACUGGACACUCACACACUGACAUGAUUAUGAUUUCUCUCCGUCCCUCCGGCUGUUGAAGCUGCUCUGAGGAGAGCUAACAGAGUUUUAAGCUGUUUAAGUCUUCAGGAUGAGCGACCGCCAGGUCUGAAAUCCAAAAGAAGUUAAGAGGAAAGUUCAGGGACACUGAUGGAAACUGCUGGAGCCACAAUGGAAAUACACACCUGCCUGUGCUUGGUUUUCAUUACUGCAACUCCAAGAGUGUACUCCCAAGUUGGACCUCGUGCCCAUGCUGAAGAGAGGCUUCUUCAGAAUCUGUUUGCGCAUUACAAUAAGCUCUCUCGGCCUGUGCAAAACACUUCAGACACGGUGCUGGUCCACUUCGGCUUGUCUAUUGCUCAGCUAAUUGAUGUGGAUGAGAAGAACCAGAUGAUGACGACAAACGUGUGGGUUAAGCAAGAAUGGAACGACUACAAACUCCGUUGGAACCCGGAGGAAUACGAAAACGUCACGUCAAUACGCAUCCCAUCAGAGAUCAUCUGGAGACCUGAUAUCGUCCUCUACAACAAUGCAGACGGCGACUUUGCCGUGACUCACCUCACCAAAGCCCACCUGUUCUAUGAUGGUCAAAUAAAAUGGGCGCCUCCAGCCAUUUACAAGUCAUCGUGCAGCAUAGACGUCACAUUUUUUCCCUUCGACCAGCAGAGCUGCAAGAUGAAGUUUGGCUCCUGGACCUACGACCGAGCCAAGAUCGACCUGAUCAACAUGGCCAGCGAUGUGGACCAGAUGGACUACUGGGAGAGCGGCGAGUGGGUCAUCGUCAAUGCAGUGGGCAAGUACAACACGAAAAAGUACGAGUGUUGUACGGAGAUCUAUGCGGAUAUCACUUACUACUUUAUCAUUCGGAGGCUUCCCUUGUUCUACACCAUCAACUUGAUCAUCCCCUGUCUGCUCAUCUCCUGUUUGACUGUUCUGGUCUUUUAUUUGCCAUCCCAGUGCGGAGAGAAGAUCACCUUAUGUAUUUCGGUUCUACUGUCCCUAACCGUGUUUCUCUUGCUAAUCACAGAGAUUAUCCCGUCCACGUCACUGGUGAUCCCCCUGAUUGGUGAAUACCUGCUGUUCACCAUGGUCUUUGUCACACUCUCCAUCAUAAUCACGGUCUUUGUGUUGAAUGUGCAUCACCGGUCGCCCAAAACUCAUGGUAUGCCUCAUUGGGUGCGCAGAGUUUUCUUGGACUUGGUUCCUCGAGUCCUCUUUAUGAAACGUCCGCCGGGAACAGCGAAACAGCACUGCAAGAAGCUCAUCGAGAUGAUGCACCGCCCGACCAUGAUUUCCACAACAAACAACUCACAGGCUUUUUGGAUUGGUCUGGACAUGGAGCUGAGACAGAUGACGCAGACAGACAACACACUCCCAAAAACUUCCACUGACAGUCCGAGAAUCCUUGUUUGCUCACCUUCUCCACCUUCUUCCUCCCGAGAAGACCACUGUAACGACCAUCCGCUCAGCACCAACAUCUUCCACAGAUCAGCCUCCGCCAAAUAUUCGGUCCUCACAGAGAAGCAUUCCCUACGCAGACACAACUCUGCGACCAUGUGCGCCUCUCAGUUGUCUUUGCCUCCGACUUUGGCUCUGGACUCACUUCACAACUUGUCCAGUGAGCAGCCAAGUUCUCUGUCCCUCAAUGGCCGUUCCCAAAGCGCGGAGCAAAUGUGCAACCAGCAUGAUCAGGCUCCACCAACAUCUGAACAUCUCUGCCGCUCACAGAGCUUCCAGUACUGCUGUCUGCAUGACAAUGGCUUACUGGGGUUUCCAAGGCAGCUGAAAGAAAUGGUCUCUAAGGAGCACUUGGCCAAAUCCCCAACAAGAGUGCCAACCAAAGAAGCAAGCACCCAACAAGAUACUCCUAUUCCAGCAAUUUCUCCAGCUAUGCAACGAGCCAUAGAGGGAGUUCAAUACAUCGCAGACCAUCUCAAAGCAGAGGAUGCAGACUUUUCAGUGAAGGAGGACUGGAAGUACGUGGCGAUGGUCAUUGACAGGAUAUUCCUCUGGAUGUUUGUACUGGUGUGUAUUCUGGGAUCUGUGGGACUCUUCCUCCCUCCCUGGCUGGCUGGGAUGAUCUAGCAGCUUUGAGGAACAUGAGAGCUGAUAGGACGACGGGCUUGUCACAUGUUGUAAGAAAAAAAGUUUAUUGUGAAUCUUUUUUCUUUGUUUCUGGGAACUCCAUGUCACAGUCUUUGCUCUUAUCCUUUGUAAUCAAAAGGAUACAAAGGAUAAGAGAAACAAGAUGGAAUAUAUAUCACUGAUCCCUGUGGGCAAAUACAUUCUUUAUGAGGGCAAAAGGUCAACAACAAAAAUACACUUCAAUGCCACACCAUCCUGACUCUGAGCUGCACAGCUCAAACUCUCACGCUGUGAUAAAACGUCAAAAACCGAAUCCUAAUACACCAGAAGACUCAACAUCCAGAUUGCUAAUAAUAGGACAAUAUGAGGUGAAAUACAUCCCAACAAUGUCUGGCUGGAACAAAGCUGACAAUGAACUGAUGUCAUGAAAUAUUCAUGAGAUAUCCAUAAAGUAAUGUUUCUGUGAAAAUUUGUCUGAGUUUUUCCUUGGUAUGGAUAUUUUAUUUGUUUUAGGUAAAUGUGAGUAACCUGGUGUUAAAUGUUGAAUUGUAUCCAUUCUCUGAGGCUUCAUAAGCAUUCUGUCCUUUCAUUAAUGGCUGUAUGCACAGAUAAACACAUACACUUUUAGUAUUUUCCUUGAUGAGUGUACAUAUGGACACGGUGGCGUGCCAUGAGGUUUUAGUCAGGGCCUUCAAUAGAUGUCAACUAUACCUGAACAAUACACACGUGCAGGGCAAUGCAAAAAUUAUGUGACACACCAAGCAAAAGGUAUUGAAUAAUAUGCAAAUAAAUAAAAAUAUGCCAAAAAAGCAACAAUGGAGCCCAACAAUGCAUAUAUCAUUGCACUGAUAUGUAGUGAUAUCAGUGCACACAUAACUGUGUAUAUGUGCACUGUUAUCAGUGCAGGAAAGAAUGCACAUAAUUGAACAGCCAGCAAUUUAGCAAAACUUUUCUAUGUUCCCCAGUUCAGCUCAACAUCAAUUCAUACUGGUCAAAUAGCAUAUGUGAAGAAUUUAAAGAAAAAAUAUUAAGUAAAGUUUGUAUGAGAAUGUAAUAGAAAAGUAUCACUCACGCAUUACUUGUAAUUAAAUUAAACACAGGUUGUUGUGCUUAGUGCUAGCUGUGUUAGCCACUCGUAGCGCUUAUAGUUAAAGACUUUAAAGCGCUUUACAAAGUUCUUACUGGUCUGUGUUAGUGAAUCCAGGUUUGGUGUGGAUUUUCCAUUUUUAGUGCUUUUUUAAAAAAUUAUCUGUGAAAGAGUGUUUUUAAAAAUGCGAUUUUGAUAAGUCAACCGGAGUUGAAGUGGCUACCAUUUUGUAAAUACCAAAAUGUUCACUACAGUGGCAAGGCCAGUGGGACGUACUGUCAUUGUAUGUUAAUUUUGAUUGGCUGAUAAUUCUGUCAGUCAUGCCAACCAUAGACAUAAUAUAAAGAGUAGACCCGGCAUUGGCUGCUCUGGCGUAGGAAAUACGGUGGCCAAGAUGGCCGCCCUAAAUCUUGUCAGCGACAAUAGGUAAGAGAGGUACAUGAGGCUUCUAUUCUUUAUAUAUGUCUAUGAUGCCAACCAUGGCCUGUUGCACGGCAUUUUUGACUGGAGGGUAAAUUAAUUUAUACAGCAGGUCCUGAGGUGGAGCUGCUCGCCAGAGGCGUCUAAGGCACUUUUUAAAGUAGGAAAGUGAAGUAAAACCUCAAUAAUACCAAUAAGAAACUUGUUUGUACAGUAAAAAUGUAAUUAUGGUUCAAAUUAAAUAUGAUUAAAACAUUUUACACUUUUCAAUUUUCUAGGGCCAGCAGAGAAGGCCCUGCUGGCCCUGACAACACACCACUGCAUGGACAUGCUCAAAGUAUUCACACCCUCUGAUAUCGCUAAAAGAUUCCAGUACAACCAAAUGCCUUCUCUAGUGCUAGUAAAACAUGUUCACCUGUCAUCACUACCUAAUGCUUUCCCAACAGUGGCUUAACCUUCUGGUUGUUGCCUUCCUAUGCAACUCAGCUAGAUUGUAAUCUCUCUUCAGUGCUUUGAGUGGGAUUUCUCCCAUUGAACUUGAUUUUUCAACCGGACCAAUCAGCAAACUGAAGGUGUUGUGAAUGAUGAUGCUGAUUUUUGCACUGUUUUAGAGUUGUAUUCUGCCUGUAGUUUUAGCAACAGAGGAAGGUCAUUCUGUCUGUGUAUGUCUAAGACAUUUUAUUGCUGGCAAAUACACAGGGUUGGUUACAACACAAGCAAUUUCCAGUAACCUUCACCCAGCUGGCAGAUUACGUACGUCAUAGUCAAAUGUUAGCAAUACUGUUACAAUAUCAGAUCCAUUCUUUUAAAACUUUGGUAGAGGUCACAUAUUUAGCAGGCAAUCAUUUUUCAAGCAAAACGUAGAACAAGGGAACACUUUUUACCACGAUAUGUCAGUGUUGGAAAUGACAGAGUCUCAGUCUACUAGAAGAAAAACUACAACAUUUUAUGUUAAAGAAAUAUAUUGAGAGGAGAUUAGUUUUUUUAUCUAUAUAGAUAAUUUCAUAACUCAAGACAGCAGUGAAGUUCUUGUAACAACUCACUUUAGUCUUUAGUUGUAUCUUUGUCUUGUUUUCUGAGCAGACAGUGUGUAAACCAAUGUUUUUUCUGUUCUCUAAAAGGCUUUUGUGUGGAACAUGGCUGUUUAAUAGAACUAAAAGUAGUAUGAAACAAGGAUGAAGAAAGGUAUGUUGAGUUGUGCACUUCACCAAUCUGACCUGGAAGAGUGACAAGAGGAAAACCACUGUUGAAAGAAAACCAGUUGAAGUCUUGUUUGCAUUUUGCCACAAACCAUAACUGAAACACAGGAAAACAUGUCAGAGAAGACAAUUGAAACUUUUUGGCCCAAACCCGAAAUCCAAUUGAGAAUCUAUACUAAGACUUCAUUCUCUAUCUACAUUUGUGUUCAUGUUUGAAAUGUUGUGAAGCUUCACACACACAUUUACUACAUUGGUUAAAGUUUAAAAUGUUUAAUUAAUGCUAGGAAUUAGGUUAGGACAAAGUUUUGAGGGAGCAUUGAGAACAUAGGUUUUUAUGACCAGUAUAGAGUCCAACAUACACCUUAUUUCCACCUGUGUUUGCUUUUAAAAUAUUUAAAAGUACCAACACAUUUAGGAUUCAAUCCAUACUGACUGGGAAUACUGACUUGCAAUCAAACUAUGGCUGAACUAACUAAACUAAACAAAAGUAUCUGCGAAUAAAGCUGCCAGGCUGAAAGUGUUCAUAUUCUGUAUGUUUCUGACAGCUUUAUGGACAAAGUCUUCCUGGAGUACUUGCUGAAGUGUUGGAGCAGGAAGUAUGUGGGAGGUGAGAGACUGCAGAGUGAGAACAGACAGCGUUAAAAAGUAAAGGAUGGAUAAUCCUAACAAAAGUUAGAAAUGCAUGAUUAGAGAUGGUUUGAGUUUGUGAGACAAAAGAAUUAAAAUUCUACCCAGACAGUAUUUUGUGAUUUUAAAAAAAUGUUAAAAGGUCAGCUACCAAAUGAUUUUCAAUUACCAGAAUUUUAUUAAGACUUCAACUAGGGAAAAUUGUGCCUUUAUAUUUAUGAAAAGUAAUUUUUGCCCUCAGUCAAACUAAAUAAAACUCUUAAAGCCACAAAUGUUACAUGACCUUUAGAUAAUUUAGCAAUAGAAAAAAUAUGGAUUUUAAAAAAUCCACCAUGUUAUUUAUAUUCUUAGGUUUUUAAAAAGAAAAACAAAACUGAUGCAAAAAGAGAAUGGAGACAUUUUUUCCUAUGGCAUGUAAAGGGGAUGUGGAAAAGCACACAGUUCAAAACCUAAUGACAGGAGGACUGAAACAGACGUGACAGGGUCAGAACAAAGUGGACUCCUGUUGUGUGAAAUCAGCUUCUAAACAGGUGGAUGAAGCAGAAGUUUCACCUGGCACUGAAACACUUUCAAGGCAUUUUCCCUCAUUUUCAUUUCAUAUCUUGUUCAAAACUUGCUGCAGCCUAUUAUCACGGGUGGAAAAGCAGAAAGUCUGGAUAGAGCUGCUAUUUAUGUACAAGCUGUUGGAUUUCCUCAAAUUGCUAAUCAUAUGUCAAAUUAUGCCGACUCUGUCCGCUUAAUGUAACUGCAGAAUGUUAAAGUGGUGGCAGGUAGAUUAACUUAAACAUGUGGAAAGCAGCCCACCAGGCUUUAAUUUACAUGUCUUUAUAUUAAAUUGGUUCCCAUACAUCAGCGUCUGGCCAUGCUACCUGGAGAAAACCUCAGACUGGAUUAAAAAAGCAUGCAAUGUUACACCCAACGCUAUGACCUUGAUUCUCACCUGAACCAACAAACUAUUGUAUUUCCACCAGCUCAGCAGAGCAGCCACCACUGAUCGUUAUGCAGAUUUCACAGGAGGUACAAAAUGAUAAUUUAUCUCUAUAAAAACACAACGCAUUGAACAAUAUCCCAUCCAGACAUUUUUUAUUGAGAAUGGCUCUUGGCUAAAAUUAUACCAAAUACCUUUUUUUAAACCUCUGAUUUCACAUUUAGAAUCAAAUGUAAAGAGAUAAAUUAAAUAUGAAGAUGGAGCUCCAUCAAGGUGUUUUUCACCAGCUUCCCUAAGAGAGGUGCGCGAAAUGCUAUGCAAGGUCACCAUGUUAUUAAUUACAGCUAAAAUGUCAUGUUAUUAAAUUUACCUAGAUAAAGAACUUGCCUUCAAUGCUAAUUUCAGUUAUGACCUAUGAAGAUCAUGUGCUUUUGGGCUCAGGAAUUAAUUUGGACCUGGACAAACAUUUUAAUUUAAUUAUUGGCCAAACCCAGUAAUUAGAGAUUCGGCCCACGAAGACCAACAUGAUAAUCGAACAAGCUGUUUCCUGAACAAUUAUCUCUCUGUGCAGAGCAUUAUCUGUGGGCGUAUGCAAUGCACGUACAGUCAUGGUCAGAGAGACACCAACAUGCUGCUUCUGUCAUGGCUGCUUAAACCUCAAGUCAACUGUUUGAAUGAAUGAUUCUCAGGAGACUGAACAGGAGACUUUAAGAAAUUAUUUGAACAGUUCUUGUACCAGUUGGAAGUAGGAUAUACAUUUAAAGUGGGAAUAUUAUGUAAAAUUAACUUUUACAUCAUCUUCUAUUGUUAUUCCCUCUGGAGUGUUGCUUUGACUCUGUCAUGCAUGUUUGAGAAAUACUACUAAUCUCCAUGACAACUAUUCAGAGUGCAGACAAUGAGCGGCAUAACUGAGCGUUAAGUCCUUGUGGCCAAAUAGCUCCGCCUUAGUCUCCUCUGAUAUGGGGGAAAUUUUCUGCUGUAAUCCAAGAGCACACAUGUUCAAUCUGAAAGCAAGAUUGCAUGUAUUUUGUUCUCAAAACUUUUAAUACUUUUGCGUAAAUUUUAAUUUUGAAAGCAGGACUUUAUGUCUUUCUUCUCAAAACUUGUAACUCUUGUACUCAAAACUUCUCCUGGCACUCUCACUGGAUUUGAGAUUGAAGACUUAAACUGCAGGGUUUUUGAGUAUUUGCACUAAUUUGAAUAUACAAAGUACUGAAGAUAAACAGCUUGUAUUUACAAACAUGAAGAACAUUUGACUCCUGAUCCAGAUUGCAAUCAGUAUGACUCUGUUUGGUACAAUAAGUCUUGGUAAUUCAUCUGUGUUUGUUUAGAUCCAGACUUUACUGAGAUGCUGGCAUAUAGUUUAGGAUCCAUGGGUGGAAAAUCACUGACUUUUAGAGUGUUUUCAGGAGAAUGGUGGCCCCAAUAAAGAUCAAAAAGGAUCAAGCCCAAAACAUCAAGGUUCUCCAUUGCCUCAUCAGGCCAGGAAUCGAACCUGCGACUACCGCCACGAGGACUAAAGCCUCCAUACAUGGGUCAUGUAUGAAGGCCAUCAUACCAUGUAUGUGCCAUCAUAGCACCCCUCCUGCAACACGUUUUUGAUAGUUGUUUUUAGGAAAUGUGAGCAUCUCCGUUUAGAAAACAUUUUAGGUACAGCACUAACAAUAAAAAAUAAAAGCACGUUGGAAUAUUAAUACACAUUCAAAAUUCUGUGUGAUAAUUGUGUUUGAGUACAACUCCAAGGUAUUUGUCUGAAAAAUUAUGGGCAUUAAAGAGGUAGGUCAAAGUUGCUGCAGAACAUGUAAAGAGAGGAAAGAGUCCGGAACCAGAUGGAGCGCUGACGACUCACCUUUCAGGAUGACUGAAGAAAGAAACACCAGAGCGAUGUCAGGUCAGAUUUCUGACGUUGGGGCCCCAGGAGAACGUUGGCCUAAACACAACAAGCAUGAAGAGAUGUGAAGACAAGAGUUCACAGUUUCUACUUUAUUACUUUUGCUAAUUAUAGCUGAUACCGGGCUGUUUGCAUACAAUAUUGAGUACAUUAAUGGAGAUCUAUCAUGUUAGUGAUAGUAUUCAUGCUAAUGCUUACGUAAAGUAGCAUUUUAGCUAAUUUUGAUAUAAAUUUAACAAACUAAAUGGACUAAGCUGAUGUUAAUUAGUAUAGUGACAUUAUGCUAAAGUAUGGUGGAGUUUGUGGUUGCAUGUGACAAAAUAUUAAAAAAUGUAAUGGAUAUUAAUGCUUUUGUAAGGCAGUGAAUGUUAAAACAUUGGUUGCUUAGUUUACCAGAGUGAGCAAAAAGGAAGAAAAAAAAAACGUAGUCUUGAUUUCAUUCCUCUGAGUUUCACAGACAAUUGGAUUUUUGAAGCAACUCAUGCCAAUUAAAUGUACAACAAAGCUUAAUUCCUAAAAGAUACUCAGCCUGCACAGUCACAGACAAAACUCUGCAGCCUUAUAAUACCUUCAGGUGAGCAGCUUAAUAAGCCGGCCCAAAUAAUAUGCCUGUCAGCUUGGCUUCCUAAUCAAUUCCCCCAUCACGCCUCCUUAAUCUCAUAAUGCUGGCCGUGAUGAGCGCCGAUUAACUGCAAAAACUUCCCUAAUAGGUCAGCUGACAGAUGUCUGCAGGAGUUGCAUGGUGCAUGCAGAUGAUAGGGAAUAGGGGAGUGUAAAUCUGUUACCCCUUCCUUUCCCUGCAAACCUUGAGGCUCAUAAAUGGGGAAGGCAUGAAGCUCGGACCCUCCAGGGAUCCCAUUAAAUCCACACACAUGGUGCAUUUGGCCAUUUUCUCCCACAAUCAGCAAAUUCCAAGUGAUCCCCUCUGGUCACCAGCAGCCAAUGAGCUGCCACUCAUCAGAAACAAAGCUCAAACGCUCGGCUCCAUCCACUCAACUAAAACUGUAUCUCUUUGAGAUCGCUCUUACUUUAACAUGAAGUUUGCCGUUAUCUCUCCGCCUGCAGGACUAUUGAGAUUGUUCAGAUUUGCUGACAGCCAUUAGUUUCUCCGGCAACUGUCCUUCAUGGUCUCAGGCUAUCCCUGAACUUUAGUUGAGUUAGCCUUUCCUGAGUCUGUUGGGAAGAAAUCAUUUGUGUUUUUCUAACUUUGUUUUGGAGGGGCUGAUGUAGAAAUAUUUACCUUGGGGGCAAGGGAGUGGCAAGAGGUCUUAGCAGGGGGGCAAUGCUGGAACUCCUCAGUGAACAAUGUGAAAAUCUCACCCCCUGGAUGUAAAUAGAGGCAACAAAAAGUCCACAAAACACUAAACUUUUUAUUGUAUCACCAUCUGCAUUUCAACAAAUGUGCGCAGAUCUUUGUCUGUAUUCUACUAAUGCUGAAAAAACAGAGUUUCUGAAUUAUGGUGUUUCCAUUAAAUAAGAUAUGAAAUGAAAAUCACAUGUGAAUAAGCUUGUUCUCGCGAUAAGACUUUAACAAUGAUGUAAACACUUAAUGAGAUAUAUUCAGAAAUCAGCCAUGGUGGCGCUAGUGCUCAUCAUCUAUCAGUCAAUCAGAGAAGAUGUCAGCCUCUUAUUCAGGCAUUAGAGCGAUAAGCACCACCCACUUGGUAGUGUGGGCACCACUCUGUAAAUUCUUUUACAGAAUUCUUCUGUCAAAGAAGAAUUCAUAAUUCUUCUGUCAAAGAAGAAUUGACACGUUGGAAUAACACAACUCUUUAUGAACUGUUAUCCUGCGAGAGAUCUGGUGGAGCCAGCUGCACAUUGUCUG